Molecule: messenger RNA, 681 nt
Organism: Fomitiporia mediterranea MF3/22
Lineage: Eukaryota; Fungi; Basidiomycota; Agaricomycetes; Hymenochaetales; Hymenochaetaceae
Product: kinase-like protein
Exons: 4
Coding region: 1-681 (226 amino acids)
Biological process (GO): signal transduction; protein phosphorylation
Cellular component (GO): cytoplasm
Molecular function (GO): ATP binding; protein kinase activity
Source: RefSeq, a predicted model, not a curated record
AUGUUCCGACAGAACGCUCCCGUGUGGGCGUCGUUUGAGCACCCACAUAUUUUACCAUUGCUAGGCAUCUGCAGUGGCCUGGAAGGUAAUAGAACGGCUCUUAUAUCGCGCUGGAUGGAACACGGAACUGUGGAAAAUUUCAUCAAAAUGAACCCCGGCGCUGAUCGCCUCAAACUUAUCACAGAGAUGGCGUCUGGGCUUGCAUAUUUGCAUAGCCGUUCCCCGCCGUAUGUUCAUGGUAUAUUGAGUGGGGUAAACGUCCUGAUCUCCAAUUCCGGAGAGCCUUUACUCUGCGACUUCGGAUUGGCGAUCAUCCUCGAGGACCUCACUCAGAUGCCGAUUUCUUCGCUGCUGCAGGAUGCUGGCAACCCACGGUGGAUGGCUCCAGAGCUGUUCGUUGGUGAACAACAAGCGAGUAUAAGUACGGCAUCGGACGUUUGGGCUUUAGGAAUGGUCUUUCUAGAGAUAAUGACCCUCGACAUGCCGUAUCCGGAACUUAAAAACUCAGCGCAAGUCAUUGUGGAGGUACAUAAAGGUGUUCUUCCUUCCAGACCUACUGGAGAAGACGCUGUUCGUCGAGGCUUGAAUGACAACCUCUGGGCGCUUCUGUUGAAGUGUUGGGAGAAGAAUCCAAGUGGUAGACCCUCAGCGAAUGACGUAUUAAAGGAACUAGAAGUGUGA